Messenger RNA from Populus trichocarpa (black cottonwood), 1241 nucleotides. RefSeq names its product peroxidase 60. Gene Ontology annotation, biological process: hydrogen peroxide catabolic process; response to oxidative stress. The record is from RefSeq and is a predicted model, not a curated record. Gene Ontology annotation, molecular function: heme binding; peroxidase activity. The transcript has 4 exons. Bases 33 to 1085 code for a protein of 350 amino acids. NCBI's taxonomy places the organism in Eukaryota, Viridiplantae, Streptophyta, Magnoliopsida, Malpighiales, Salicaceae. Gene Ontology annotation, cellular component: plasmodesma; plant-type cell wall.
AAUAUUAGUAGUUCGAAAAACAAGAAAAAAAAAUGGAAAUGCCAAGAGUAGCUGCUGCUUUGGCACUAGCACUUAGCCUCAUCUUUGUGAACAUGGCUAGCCAAUGCAGUGGUCAGUUGCAGUUUGGAUUCUAUAAUGGAAAAUGCAAGGACAGAAAUGGCUUUCAGAGAAAUGUUGAGGAUAUUGUCAAGCAGAAAGUAAAGGCAAGAUUCAGUACAGACACAACAAUAGUGGCUGCUCUUCUUCGCAUGCAAUUUCAUGACUGUUUUGUCAAUGGAUGUGAUGCAUCUAUAUUACUGGAUGUGCCAAAUGGUGAGAAAACUGCACCUCCAAAUUUAAGUGUGAGGGGCUAUGACUUCAUCGAGGAAAUAAAGACGGAAAUUGAAAAUACAUGCCCGGGAGUCGUCUCUUGUGCUGAUAUUAUAGUAAUGGCUACCAGAGAUGCUGUUGUCGAGAGUGAUAUGAAGUCAAGGACAGGAUGGUACCCUGUACAAACAGGAAGAAGAGAUGGUCGUGUAUCUUCUGCUCAAAAUGUGAAACUCCCAUCUCCAAGUAUCCCAAUUCCUCAAGCUAUUGCAGCAUUUAAUAGCAAAAGACUGAGCACUAUUGACAUGGUUUAUCUUCUUGGAGGUGGUCACAGUGUCGGGGUAGCACAUUGUGGUUUAUUCCAAAAUCGUCUUUAUGAUUUCAAGAACACUGGCCACCCUGAUCCAACCAUGAAUACAACACUACUGAAAACCCUACAAACUCUUUGUCCUCAAAAUUCUGGCAGUACCAACUCAGCUAAUCUCGACCAGGAUCCUCUCAAGUCUUCUUCAGUGGACAAAUCUUACUACGAGCAAAUACGUUUAGGUAAUGGGAUUCUCGAAGUUGAUCAGCAGCUAGCUCUGGAUUCAAACACCAGAUUCUCAGUGGCAAGAAUAGCUGAAAGCAACGACUUCAGCUUUCAAUUUGGUCGGGCCAUGAUUAAGUUGGGAGCUGUUGACGUCAAGAUUGGCAAAGAUGGGGAGAUCAGGAAAAGAUGCGCAGCUGUUAAUUCACCUAAUGGAAAUUCUGGUGGAAAUAUUUUUAAUAUAUUCGGUUGAUUAUACUUGUCAUCCGUCAACUAAUCUGCUUUCAUCCUUGUUUAUUGAUGCCCUUUUUGUUUUCUUGUUUUAUUUCAUGUUUCUUUAUGUUAUUCUUUUUUGUAUUUAUUAUUUGUUGUAAUCUUGUUCUGAUUGAAUGAAGCAAGCAUCAAAAUU